CGACAGACCGUAUUCUAUCCCGCCAAUAUGGCGUCCCCCAUUUAGGAGGCGGCCGUGGUUUCUACCCAGAUGGCCGGGGGCAGUACUGAGCUCGGGCAGUUGUUUGUGUAGCCCGAAGCGCAGAAAGCUGCAGUUAAAGUGCAUUUCUGGUCACGGUUCCAGGAACUCAUCCUUCUCUGAGGGUCAGGAGUUGCCGCUUCCUUCUAGUUCCUCCUCUGCCCCUGGUUUGUUCCCCGCGCCACCUCCGGACACCCCCAAGUCCCUGACACUCCCAGACUCAAACUAUGAGCCUUCGGCAGCUGCUCUUGCGCUUGCCCCGUUAUCUCGGGGUGUCGGGUUCCCCGCGUCGCUUGUCCCCGUCCCUCGAUACCAUCUCCUCGGUGGGCUCUUGGCGUGGUCAGUCCUCAAGGUCCCCGGCCCACUGGAACCAAGUGGUGUCAGAGGCGGAGAAGAUCGUGGGCUAUCCCACGUCUUUCAUGAGCCUCCGCUGUCUGCUGAGCGACGAACUCAGCAACAUCGCUAUGCAGGUGCGGAAACUGGUGGGGACUCAGCACCCUCUGCUUACCACGGCCAGGGGGCUUGUAUAUGAUAGCCGGCAUAACCUCCAGUUGAGGGGCUUGGUGGUGCUACUUAUUUCUAAAGCAGCUGGGCCCAGCAGCAUGAAUACUUCAUGUCAGAAGUAUGACAUGGUCAGUGGGAUCUAUUCAUGUCAAAGAAGUUUGGCAGAGAUCACAGAACUUAUCCAUACUGCUCUCCUCGUACAUCGUGGGAUAGUAAAUUUAAAUGAAUUGCAGUCUUCUGAUGGACCACUGAAAGACAUGCAAUUUGGAAAUAAAAUAGCUAUCCUGAGUGGAGACUUUCUUCUAGCAAAUGCGUGCAACGGACUAGCUCUGCUACAGAACACCAAGGUUGUGGAACUUCUAGCAAGUGCUCUUAUGGACUUGGUACAAGGAGUAUACCAUGAAAAUUCUACUUCAGCAAAGGAAAAUCAUAUCACAGAAGACAUUGGAAUAUCGGCUUGGAAGAAGCAGACUUUUCUCUCCCAUGGAGCCUUAUUAGCAAAGAGCUGCCAAGCUGCCAUGGAGUUAGCAAAGCAUGACGCUGACGUUCAGGAUAUGGCAUUUCAGUAUGGGAAGCACAUGGCCAUGAGUCAUAAGAUAAAUUCUGAUCUGCAGCCUUUUAUUAAAGAAAAGACCAGUGACUCCAUGGCUUUUAAUCUAAACUCAGCUCCUGUAGUCUUACAUCAGGAGUUUCUUGGAAGAGAAUUGUGGAUUCAGCAGAUCGGAGAGGCUCAAGAGAAAGGAAGAUUAGACUAUGCUAAGUUGCGAGAAACAAUCAAAGCUGGCAAAGGUGUGACUUCAGCUAUUGACCUGUGUCGUUACCAUGGAAACAAGGCACUGGAGGCCCUACAGAGCUUUCCUCCCUCAGAGGCCAGAUCUGCUUUAGAAAACAUUGUGUUUGCUGUGACCAGAUUUUCAUGACACCAAAUUAAAAAGACACUAUUGUUCGUUCACUGAAAAAAAACAAAAAAACUGGAGAAUGAAGAAUGAGAUGAUGAGGAGAGCUUUCGUGAUAAAAUAUCCAAAUGUGGUAAUGACUUUAAAAACAUAAUCCGUUUUUUUUCCUUCCUUUUAUCACAUUGCUAAAUGAAUCCUGCCUUCUUUUUGGAACUGCUACGAACAAAAUUAGAAGAAAAAAAGGUCAAGCAGUUUUCACUGUCACGCCAGCAGCACACUUGAGGCUGCAAUAGCAGAAAUAAUUAAUGAGAUUCGCUCCUGUGACCUCAGCAAAUGGACAGGAAAUAAGUCCUUAUUGAUUGGACCGAGCCAGGGAUGGCGCCAGGGCGGUGGCCUGUGGUUUUCCUUCUAGAGAGGGCAGAGCAAGCUGGAAGCUGCAGGUGUCAGGAGAAACACGGUCGGUGCCAGCCAGGGAGCACUGUCCAAUCAAAAACUAGUGACCAAUUUGUCAUCGCGGAGAGUAGUUUUGAUGAUUAAGAAAAAAAUGUGCUUUGUGUCCUUGCAAUUACAUCUUGGUGUCUGUCGGUACAGUAUGAAUAUACUUCGCGCUUCAUCGUUUUUGUAAGAUUUAUUUUUUUUUUAGGAAAAAUUGCUGAAAAAAUAAUGCUAAAUAUUUGAAGUAGGAGAUUAAAAUUUUAUCAGAUGUUAACUUGGUUGUAGUAGGAACGGCUUGUUUUUCUUUCGAGAAGACCAAAUAUUUUUUUAAACACCUUUCAAAGAACCAAACUCUUUUUUUUUUAAGCCAAACAGGAUGCUUUCUUUCAAGGAGAAUGUAUUCAUUUGUCAUGUUUUGGUGUAAAGAAUCCUUUAACUUUUACGAGUGUCACAUACAUAACUGUUGUUCUGGGGAAUAAACUGGUGAUUUUUUUUUUUAAUUCAGAAUGUCAAAAUUUGGUCUUGAACCACAGACAUCCAGUUACAGAAAGAAUACAAGCAAUCUCACAGGCCUGCAAUCAGACACUGUCUCUGUGUGGUUCAUAGGAGAUGAUUUUUGUGGUUUGCAUGCAUGCAACAUGAGAAGACCGUUGACAAGAAGGCUGAGUUUACGUAAAUGAUCUAGAUUGAGACUCAGCUACCUUUCUUCCUUCUGUGGUGUAAUUACAGCCCUAUCUGGAGACAGUGAACACAGCAAACAGAUUUUAUUACCUCGUUUACUCAAACACUAAGUGAUGUUAUUUUAGUUAAAUUCCUUCCCCCAAAAGUUACGAAACCAUUUCAUCAGGACCCAGCAUGUGGCAUGCAAUGAAGAGAAAAUGUGAGCUGCACAGGUUAAGGUAUUGUAUUAUGAAAUAUUUUAAUUUAUUUAAAAUAUUAUAAUUAUACAGUUUAUGCUACUACAAUUUGAAGGCCUAUAGAUUUAGCUUAAGAGAACAUUUUUCUGGUUGAAAUGGUCUUUUCUCAAAGAAAUUGGCUUAAUUAGUAACUCUGGUUAGAUGCUUGAGAUCAGACUAGGUUUUAAUCAUUAACUUCCACGAAGGAGGAGUUGUGCUUUGUGUUCUCUAGAUGGGUGGGAACUUACCCAGAGCUGUAGGUUUUCUGAAGCAGAUAGUCGGGUGUACAAGCAGGAUCCCCGGGCUUGUAAUUCUGCUUUAGCAGCUGGUUGGCUGUGUGACCUUGAGCAAGUCACUUCCCUCUGAGCCUCCACUUCUUCAUCUGUUAAAUAAAUGAGAGAAUGUAUGAAGUCCCUUCCGGCUUUGUUUUAUUUUCUC
This is a messenger RNA of Ailuropoda melanoleuca (giant panda), 3226 nucleotides long. RefSeq names its product decaprenyl diphosphate synthase subunit 2 (gene PDSS2). Gene Ontology annotation, biological process: isoprenoid biosynthetic process; ubiquinone biosynthetic process. Gene Ontology annotation, molecular function: prenyltransferase activity. NCBI's taxonomy places the organism in Eukaryota, Metazoa, Chordata, Mammalia, Carnivora, Ursidae. The coding region runs from base 285 to 1481 and encodes 398 amino acids. The transcript is spliced from 8 exons. The record is from RefSeq and is a predicted model, not a curated record. Gene Ontology annotation, cellular component: transferase complex; mitochondrion.